Molecule: messenger RNA, 1887 nt
Organism: Caenorhabditis bovis
Lineage: Eukaryota; Metazoa; Nematoda; Chromadorea; Rhabditida; Rhabditidae
Source: the annotation of a GenBank genome assembly
AUGCCAAAGUACACACCGAAGAAUGUGAUGAUCACCGGCGGAUGCGGAUUCAUUGGCUCGAACUUUGUGAACUACAUUCAUCGCGCAUGGCCGAAUUGCAUUUUCGUCAACGUCGACAAAUUGAUAUUGAACAGCGACACACAGAAUGUGAGCCGAGCGGUUCAGGAAUCGUCGAGGUACAAGCUCGAGCUCGCCGACAUCAAGAAUCGGCAGGCGAUUCUUCGAAUUCUGCGUGACAACGCCAUCGACACCGUCAUUCAUUUCGCUGCCGAUUGCACAUCGACGCGUUGCUACAACGAGACGAGCGAGGCGGUGCACAACAACGUGCUAGCGUUCAUUCGACUUCUGGAGACGGUUCGAGAGUACGGCGACAUCAAUAAGUUCGUGCAUAUUAGUACUGAUGAGGUCUACGGCGAUUCGGGACUCGGGAAUGACGAGGCGCCGAAGGCGGAGCAUUCAAGACUCCUUCCGGGGAACCCCUAUGCAGCGACGAAGAUUGCUGGUGAGGCUUACGUUCGCGCUUAUCAAGCUCAAUACAACUUGCCAAUUGUUACCGCCCGAAUGAAUAAUAUUUAUGGUCCGAAUCAGUGGGAUGUCAAAGUGGUGCCGCGAUUCAUUUCGAUCGCCAAGGUGCGCGGCGAGUACACCAUUCAAGGAACCGGCCAGCAAUUGCGUAGUUGGCUUUUCGUCGAUGACGCGGCCGCCGGAAUUCAGGCGGUCUGCGAGAACGGUGACGUUGGCGACAUUUUCAAUCUCGGGACGUAUUAUGAGAAAAACGUAGCCGAUUUGGCGCAGGUCAUUCAGCAGGAAGUCGACUUGCAGCUUGGAAGAGAGUACCAGCCACCGAGAUAUGUAUCAAUUCCGGAUCGUCCAUACAACGAUUUGCGCUAUUUCAUCAGCAUCGAGAAGGCGAAAACCGUUCUCGGCUGGGAGCCAAGCACCUCAUUCGCUGACGGAAUGCGCAUCACCGUUGCCGAUGGUCUCGCCGCGAAAGAGCACGUAAAAAUGCGUGUGGCGAUUUACGGCGGUCGAGGCUACGUGGGACAAGAGCUGCAGCGCGUGCUCAACGCUCGACGAAUCCCCUACGUUCUGGCCGGCAAGAAAGUCGGCGUCGACGCCGAUGAGGAUGUUGAGCGUGAGCUCGCCGGUUUGGGAGUCACACACGUCGUGUGCGUCACCGGACGAACGCACGGACCCGGCAAACCGAACAUCGAUUAUCUCGAAGGGAAUGAUAAGGUCGACAUCAAUGUUCGUGAUAACAUGUACAGCGCGACGAUUCUAGCGCACAUCUCGAGGAAAUUCGGACUUCAUUACACUUAUAUCGGCACUGGAUACAUGUUCGCCUAUGAUAAAGAUCAUCCGAUCGGAGGGAAUAUGUUCAAAGAUGAUGACGAGCCGACAUUCUUCGGAUCGGCCUAUUCUGUAGUCAAAGGCUUCACUGAUCGUCAAAUGAGCUACUUCAAUCAGAAGGGUUGGGAGAACUUGAAUGUUCGGAUCACUCUGCCACUUAGUUUGGAUAUGAAGCAGGAUAGAAAUUUGCUUUCAAAAGUGGUGAAGUUCAAAGAAGUUUUCGACAUCCCCGUAUCGAUUACCAUUCUGCCGGAUUGCAUGAACGCCAUGCUCGACAUGAUGGAGCGGCGAGUCGGUGGCACCGUGAAUCUCGUCAAUCCCGAACCAAUCAGCCUUUACGAGAUCGUCAUGCUCUACAAGCAGAAGGUCGAUGAUUCGGCGAAUCCGACGCCAAUCGGUGUGGAGACCGAAAAAGCGCAACAAUUGCUCGCCACCAAAGGCAAUUGCGCGCUGGAUACCACCAAAUUGGUGUCGCUGACACCAGUGCCACCAGCGAGGGAAAGCCUUCUCAAGCAUUUCGAAGCAAUGAAAGUUUAA